This is a messenger RNA of Colletotrichum lupini, 4488 nucleotides long. RefSeq lists its product as uncharacterized. The record is from RefSeq and is a predicted model, not a curated record. NCBI's taxonomy places the organism in Eukaryota, Fungi, Ascomycota, Sordariomycetes, Glomerellales, Glomerellaceae. Gene Ontology annotation, biological process: transmembrane transport; metal ion transport. Bases 1 to 4488 code for a protein of 1495 amino acids. Gene Ontology annotation, cellular component: membrane. The transcript is spliced from 11 exons. Gene Ontology annotation, molecular function: cobalt ion transmembrane transporter activity; cobalt ion binding; magnesium ion binding.
AUGGCCACCAAGCCCAAGCAGAUCCGGUUUGAAGAGGAUGGGUUCGAUGAUUGGUCAGACUCCCCGGAAUCGCCUUCCCGGUCACCAACACCCAGUGUCAGUUCCUUUCAACGUGACUCUCGCCCAAAACGUGGCACGACGCGGAUUCCUUCACGGAUUGUUUCCAAGCGCGCAUUGAUACAUCUUGGAUACUCCUUUGCCGAAGAUGGAGACACCAUUAUUGUUCAGCUGGCGCUCGGACAGAAUCACAUCGAGGAACUUCUUGAACUCAGCAACAGAAUCCGAAGCUCAGAUCAAGGGACUUCUGAAGUCGGCGAUAGCGGUGAGACGGGCCCCCGAGAUAAAGAUCAAGGCUUUGACUGGAUCAACGUCAAUGCCCCUGAUACAGAGACGCCGCAUCUAGAGACGGGAGAAAUCGGAGACUUCUCUGGGAACGAGGAUGAAGAGUCGACGCUAGAUGACACGGAUUGGGACUGGGACAAUCUUGAAGGUCCAGUGAUCUACUCAGGGGUUCUAAAUCUGAACAGCACAAAAUCGUCCAUGGACAAUGACAUGAACUCUACUGCCGGAAAGCUUCUGGCUUGGAAUCAAGAAAAGUCAGAUCUCAUUAAUGGAGCUAAGACGGAGCUCAAUACAGCGUAUGCAGCAGAGUUCUAUAUGGAUCGAGCCGGCAACCAAAAGAUCACUCUUGCCUGCCCGGAAGACUACGAGUUUGGGGCUACAGAUGAAUCUCUUGUUCGGUUAAGAUGGCUACACGUACAGUCCGAGUCCUUGAAUGUUGCGACUAUGGAGACUCUUAUAUCAGACUGUCCAUACAUAUCCCAAUCACUUAGGCUAGUAGCACUUACAGUUCUCAAAGAAGUCACUGCGAAAUGUGAGAGAUCUUCAGAAAAUGGCUCUUACCUCGAACCUGGCUCAAUGAUCCAAUACAUUGGGAGAUACAAUAGCUCACUUGGGGUCUAUGCAGACGAAGACGCCUCUGAUACCGAACCUGUAGUCUUCAUCUCUUCACCUCAUCUUCUUCUUACCGACAGGCGCUCAGCCAAAAGAUUCCCCGGGAAGCACUAUAUGAGGAGUCUUCGAGAAGUUCUCUAUGGCUAUGACGACGAAACACAGCCCAAUACUGACUCUCGAGGACGAAAUUUCAAGCUUGACGAGGAUGGACCGCCCAAAUUGAAGGUCCCGCAAAUUUGGACCCUAAUAGUUGGUGCAGACCUGAUGGUCACCUUCUCAGAACUCUUGUCGCCAGAGAUACAACAAAAUCUGAUCAAGAUUGACCGGACGAAAUCAUCUGCAGGACUUUACACCGUCAGGCUCAUUAACGAACAAGACAUGUGUCGGUAUCAUGUUGUCGUUAAAGCCGACUGGAAAUAUGCACAUGCGGUGGCACUGGCACUUAAGGGGCAAGGUCCUGUAAAUGCAGCUGCUUACGUGCUAGUCAACGAUUAUUGGGGCAUAAUCACAGCAGAUAUCUGGCUGAACUUACUUGCGAGCGAGACGAUCGAGGACUAUGUCUUCGGAAUCCGAGACAAACACGAGGCGCAGCGGAGACCCAAUGAGGAAUUCCUUGCCCUGUCGGAAAAGCUUCUCACUGCGGGGAGCAGGAGCAAUCUGGGCAGCCGCGGAGCGUCGCGCCGGAGGUCCGACUCGAGAGCCACAAACCUGAAUCCGAUCGACAUGGAUAUGCAGAUGGUACUGCAUCCCGGUAUGUGGGAAUAUGGUGGUGACUCUCCGAGCCCUUCAGAAGACGGGUUAGACCAGGUAGGAAGCGACACGUUUGAAACUUCAACCCUGUCAUUUGACUUACACUUGGGCGUUGAUAAUUCAUCACUCGAUGGCACUGUUGACUUGACUACAUCCAUGUCGGAAACAAGCUUUAGGAUGAGAAACAUGGCCAACUUUGAGUCAUCUGUCUCGCUUGAGGGUGCUGAAGCCCCGAGGCUCUUCAAGCUUAAAAAGGAAACAGAAGAAUCGGAUCAGACGAGUCAAACAACUGUUAGCCCACGAUUACAGCCUGGCCAGCCAUAUGUCGAGGUUACAAACAACUCGAUCUAUGUCAACGAGGAGUUUGAGAUCGAAUCUCACGAGCAGUUCAGAAGAACACGCAGUGACGCAAGUUCUUUCAAUGGCUCGUGGACCAGACAAACUCCCGAUCGGGGAUUUGGAACAAGUUUUCUCUCCACAAGCUUACCGCCACUGGAUCUAGGCGAUCUCAACUUUGUACCGUUUCUUGCCUGGAGACUAACAUGGGACGACGACAAGAGAUCACAGUCCGAGAUUGAAAAGACCCUUACUCAGCUACUGGGUAAUCUGAAUGCUACUAUCGAGUCGGAUAGAAUGGGAAAAUGGUACAAGGCUUCUUUCGAAUGUACCAAGGGCGAGCUUACGCAGCGGCUAGCUAGCAUGCUACAAUUAUCUCCUCCCAAACCAACUGGAGAGGCAACUGAGGGCGUGGCGCAGACUAACUCGAGGCCGGACGUCAAUCCAGGCUCAAACUCUGUAGUUGACGCCGAUCUACAGGAACCAGACCUAGAGACCAGCAUUGAACAUGAGGGGUCUACUGGAAGCCUUGUAGCUCCAGCGUCGACGUUGUUUGGGUCUACCGAGAACGAAGAAAAUGAGUUGGACCCGAAGGUUGAACCCAACACAUACUUCCGCCACCCUAUACACAAUUCAUCAAGCGAAGAUCUCCGAUCUGGUAAUGACCUUUGGAAACUGAUGGAUUCCAAAGAGGACCAUGAAUCAUUCCUCCUGUCGAGAAUAUUUAGCGUUUCUCAAAGUAUGCUCAGCGCCUUUCUUCCCGACGAGGGGCGUCUCGUCCAUCAUCCGGUCUGUAAACGAUACUGGGGCUCAGUCGACGCAAUAUUGAGGGGGCUUCAGUGGUCGAUCGAUGAGAUGAAAGGAACGGAUCAGCUUUUCUGGUUUAUAACACGGCCUACUACCCCCUUUCCGCCAGGAGAGUCAGCCUCAGUCUCAGGCUCAAGAGCUCUAGGCGAUUGCGAUGAGUGCGACAAGGUGAAGAAAUACUUGUCAGCAGAAGAAGCACUCGACCAUUGGCACAAGGUUCACAUGAGAACUCCAUGUCUGCACCAAGCGAGAAAGGACCGGGUAUUUGAUGAUCCCUGUUUCGUUUGGAUCCGCCGCCAUACAGUCGAAGAAUCCCGGACUGUCAGAUCGAAGGAAGCUCCUAGGAACGAAGUGGUUUCGUGUCUAGAGCUAUUCUAUGAAGAGUUACUAGACAUGGUUGACCGGACAGAGGAGCUGCACAAGCUGGUCAUGAGCGUGACUAGCCUGGGAGACUCGGUCAACUGCCAUGACAGCCGACCUCAUCUGCCCAAUAGCCUAGUUGAGGCCUUUGAGCGGAUCGUUGGCCUUGUCGUACUGAAAGCCAAGGAGAUUUCCUGGAUGAACAGACUCACUGUCACUCCUGAUUCGUUAUACGGCCGUCAUGCUGAGCGACGCUUGAUGGAUCUCAAGAGGAAUGCGGCAGCAAUCUCAGAGCGUGUUCGCAAUCACCUCGACCGGGCGAAGGAGGACAUCAUCCUAUUGGGAACCAGUAGAGGUGACAUGGACAGGAUCAUUAUCGCACCAAUAGGCCCCGAGUUCCUGGCAGUUGCGCUGAUCAGCAAUCUGCAGAAUAACAUCUCCAAGCGAGGCACCAACGAAAAGGUCGAUCUCAUCAGUCACUACCGGAACCACACUGCCAAACUCCGUUUCAAUACCAACCGAAAGCCGAAGCGGCAGGCUUUUGUAGAGAUCCAUACUCUCGAAGAGGAGUUGGAGGCUUUGCAGAUGGUGGUCGCUUCGCAGCAAGGACUAUUGAGGGCGUACCAGAGGCUCUUUUCCCCGUUAAAUUUCAAGUACCCCACGACCGACUGGAUCUACUAUAAGGAACGAAAAUCUCUGUUCAGACUCGAGAGCAAGUGCGUGCGCAGACAGCAGCGACGCUUGGCGGAGCGCGAUAGGGCACUUGGAGUUCUUCGGAAGAAGGUGAGGGUGUUGAGAGACGAGACGAAGCAGAGAAUCGAAAUCCUUGACGAGGGCCAUGGAAAGGCGAUUCGGGUGUUUACCAUAGUUACCUUGUUCUUCUUGCCAUUGUCAUUCAUCACCAGCUUUUUCGGAAUGAAUACGACCGACAUCAGAGAUACCAACUAUGACCAAAAGAUCUUCUGGAUCUCGGCCCUCCCCGUCACGUUUGGGGUCAUAGGGUUAGCAUUUCUGUAUGGCUACAAGUGGGAUAUGAUCGCGGGAUGGGCAAACAGGACGCUGAGAUCGGCCGACAAGAGUACAGCCCCCCAUGAUUUCUUGAAUGAGGAGAUACCAACUUGGACGAGUACGGCGGAACCGAAAGAUACCUGGUUGCCAAAUCAUGGACGAGCCAGCGUCACCGGGUGGAGGUAUCGAAUGUCGUAUCUAUCCGCACGGCAGCGGCGGCGAAAGGGCAGAGUUCCUAGGAAGAAGACGGACGAUAGUCUCUUUCGGCCAUAG